AUGUCCGCAAGCGACUACAGUUUCUCCACUUGCUUGGCGCUUUUGGAGGACUACUUUUCCGAUGCAGAGCAUCCCAGGCAAUCCACUCAGGAUGCGGCAAUCUCUCAGGCUGAUGCUUACUUCAACCUCGGUGCCUUCGGCUUUGACGACGGCAAACGAGUGGGCAUCUUUCAGCGUACAGAGCAAUUCUCCGAUAUCGUGCGCUUUUUGAACUCAUUUCUUUCUCUGCUUUUCCCGGAAGGCACAUGGUCUUCGAUCUGUGUGAGCCACAACGUUCGCACGCUUUUACAUACUGAUGCAGGUAACCAGCCAGGCAGCACUAACUUUUCAGUUUCACUGGGCAACUUUUGUGGUGGCGAAGUAUGGAUGACACCGCCUCUGAACGCGACCUCUCCACUGGUGCCAGCCCCUCCCGAUUCAAGCUCAGAAAGUUUUUCCAGCUCUGAGGUUCCGCGUGGCGAGCUCAUUGAUACCUUUGAAAGAGGCACUGCCUUCCCCUGCGAACACAUUCACUGCACACGCCCCUUUUCAGGCGACAGAUGGGUUCUUACAGCCUACACGUGUCGGGGCCUGUCAAGUUUCACUCCCGAGCAUCUCUCAUAUAUACGCUCCCUUGGCUUUCCGCUUCCAGGGGAAAAGCAGGAGCCUACAGCUCAGCCACCAAUGCCUACAGAGCAGGCUACGCAACCGUUCGCACGGGCCGAGCCCGGCUUCUUUCUCGAUGUUUGUUGUGGAGCCAAUGCCCCACUUUCAGAACAGUUGCGACUUUCAGGUAUUCAAUGCGUCUGUGUUGACGCACUGGGCUCAGAGCCGCUUGAUCUGCUUGAGGACUCCACUUACGACAACAUUCUUCGUCUAGCUUUUUCAGGGGUAGUACGGAUGGCUCACGCUGCCCCACCAUGCAAGGAGUACUCCCGCUUGAAGCUCAGACCGGGUGGCCCUUCGGCCAUUCGAAGUCCAGAGUUUCUCAACGGCUUUCCAGAGAAUACCCCAGAACAGCAGCAACGGGUCCUUACCAGUCAGAAGCUGAUGUAUCGCUCAGUGUGUAUCUUACGCGCUGUCUUCGCAUCUGGAGGACAUGUCUCCCUGGAGCAACCAGCCAACUCUAUGGCCUGGCUCGAGCCCUUUGUUCAGGACUUCCUCUCGGAGACACAAGCCACGCUUUCUGUCGUGGCUGCUUGUUCAGUGGGUCUGGAUGUGGCAAAGCAAUGGUUGUUUGCUUCCAGCUUUGCCUCACUUAAGGCGAUGGCUGCUACAUGCUCCCACCAGGACAAACACGCUUCAGUCAUCGGCACAAGAGACGCACAAGGGAACUUCCUGUCCCAGCGUACCGCGGCAUACCCCACCGCUUUGGCAGUGCCCUACAGCAAGCUUGUCCACCCACUGUUCGAGGGCUACUGUACACAUGAUAAGCUUGAACUGUGCUCUCUCAGCUUCGCUCUACAGUGUAUACCCCGCAAAGGACGCAGUGCACCCCCUUUUGGUGCACAGGAUGGCGGUGGCAUCUACUCCACCCCGGACUGGUCCUACGGCCCCAGGUACCACUCAGAUCUGUUGCGUGACCUGCGUAAGGAAUGGCAGCAGUGGCUAUUGGAGAAGCACAUCCCCGCAAGACUCGCUCAACACGUUGCGGAGCAUCGCGAGUCACCACUUUUCUCUGAUAGCGAGACUGCUUGGCUUCAGCAAUCUUUCAAACGCUUCUCCGACAGCCACUCGCUUUCUAAGGUUGUUCCAGACUUGGAAACUGCUUUUCAGCGUUGGGGCAAAGAGCGAGUUGCGGUCGGAAAGGUCAACAUUGUCAAGGACAUCCAGGCCUCCUUCCCACUUAGAGAGGACAACUCUGAAGUGCGAGGCUUCAGCUUGGAUGUCAAAGGGGCUCACAAGACAAGCAGGGUUCGCGAGAAAGACAUCGGCCUCCUGGGCAUGCGACAGCAGGAGCGCUUGCUUUUCUACAAGGUCUGUCCUUUUGGGGCUACGUUUUCCAGCCAUUGGUUUGCCCGCAUUGGCGGCUUCUUCACCAGAUGCUUACACCUACUUAUCUGGCUUUCGCAUGUUCUCCUGCUAUAUGUCGAUGAUCUACUGCUUUUUCAGAACAGCACAACCUUGCCACUUUCGGCAUCGCUUACACUGGCCUUUUGUGCAUGCUUUGGAAUUCCGCUUUCUUGGAAAAAGCUUCAGCUGGGGCAAACCAUAACGUGGAUUGGCUGGGAGAUCAACCUUUCCUCAGCUUGCUUCUCGCUUCCCGAAUCCAAGCGUACCAAGCUUUAUGAGCUCGUUUCGGAAUGCCUUCGUCAUCGACAGGUCUCCCGCAAGCUGCUUGACAAGCUCCUGGGCCUACUUCAGUGGAUUCUGUACGGCAUGCCCACUUUGAGGCCUUGGCUGUCCUCUCUCUACGACGACAUGCACAGGCCGCUUGGUACCAAUGUCAGUGUCAGCCCCACUUUGUGGGCUGGCAUUGGCAGCCACCUGGAUGAGGAACUCCGCUUUACAUCGCCGCCUCCAAGUACGGCGGUAAGUAAAGGAGCCAAGCUUUUGUCUGCACGUCAUGUCGAUUUGCUUACCAAGGCCGAUCUCUCAAAGGUUCCUGUAAGCACCAAGAGAAUAUGGAUGCGGAUCGCUGAUCCUACUUCCUCUCGGAGAAAGCUUUGUCAGGACAGCGUGGCUGUUCUCCGCUUCUUUCAGCACCUGAGCUCUGUCGAGUGGCGUCCUCGCCCGCUUAGGCCACCUGCCUUGGUGGCUAUGGAAACUGCGGCAGACGCCUUUGGCAAGGGUAACCAAUGCGGGGUAGGAGGCUGGCUCAAGUUUCCCAGUGGUCGUAUGGUAUGGUUUUCUCAGCUUUUUGAUGUGCAGCAGUUCACAGCUUUGGGCAUACCUGUGCAAAGUGAUGCCAACCUUGACAUCUCCAGCUACGAGACCCUGGCACAGUGCUUUAUUCUGCUUGCUUUCUGGAAAUUCUCAGGUGCCGGCCGCUUGGCUUUAAAACUUCCAGCCCUCAGUGAUAACAGUGGGGCCGAGUCUGUGUGCAACAAGCUGUACACCUCUAAAACCCCCUUGAAUCUUUUUGUGCGCAAGCUUUGCAUGUGGAGCUCUCUUUCGGGCAUCACACUGGACUGCAGCCACAUCGCUGGCGAGAAGAAUGAUGACGCCGACUUUCUUUCCAGAUGGGAUGGCAACAAC
Messenger RNA from Symbiodinium sp. CCMP2456, 3177 nucleotides. The record is from the annotation of a GenBank genome assembly. NCBI's taxonomy places the organism in Eukaryota, Dinophyceae, Suessiales, Symbiodiniaceae.